AUGUCCUCUCAUCGCCGAAUCGAGGAUGUCCUCGCCGAUCGCUCCGUUUUCGUCACCGGUUUCACGGGAUUUCUUGGAAAAGUUCUUGUCGAAAAGCUGAUCUAUUCAGUGCCAAAGAUCAAGAAAGUUUACUGUUUGAUUCGACCACAAAAAGGACACUCUCCGAAUGAUCGCUUACAAAAGAUUCUUGAGAGUACUUUGUUUAAUCGGAUUCGCUCUGUGAACCCGGGUAUUUUGUCGAAAAUUCACGCGGUCGCUGGGGAUCUAACUGAGGAUGGACUUGGACUCAAUCAACACGAUCAUCAGGAAAUCUGUGACAAUGUGCACGUGGUUUUCCAUUGUGCGGCAACGGUUCGUUUUGAUGAGCCGCUACAAGACGCGGUGCAGAUGAAUUUGAUGGGAACGGCUCGCAUCGUUGCUCUCUGCCACUCCAUUCAUAAUCUACUUUGUUUGAUGCACACUUCGACUGCCUAUGCCAACUGCGAUCUGAAAAUGACUGAUGAGAAGAUCUACGAUUCACCAGUGGCUCCAUCAAAGCUAUUGGAAGCUGUUGAUUGGAUGGAUGAGGAAAUCAUUGACAUGAUUACCCCGAAAUUACUCGGCAAUCGUCCAAACACGUACACGUUGACAAAAGCGUUGGCUGAGUCUUUUCUCAAAGAGGAAGGACAUCGAAUUCCGACUAUUAUCGUUCGCCCAUCGAUUAUUGGCUCCUGUUGGCGAGAGCCGAUACCCGGAUGGACCGACAAUUACAAUGGAGCCACUGGAGUGUUUGCUGCGGUUGCAACAGGUGCUCUGACAAACAUGCGUGGAAGCAGUGCAUCACGUGCAGACAUCGUUCCCGUUGACAUUGUCUCAAAUAUGUGCAUCGCUGCCGCAGCACACAGAAUGCAAACACAAUAUUCGGAGAUCCCAGUGAUGCAUUGCGCAUCAGGUGAUUUGAAUCCAGUCUACUGGAGCUUCAUAGUCAGUUUGGUCGAUCGUUUCUACGUUGAGUACCCAAUCACAAACAUGAUGCGAGUGCCAGCCGGAACUUUUCAUCAAUCUCAUUUGAUGUGGUGGAUCAAUUGGAAAUUUUAUCAUCAUUUACCAUCACAGAUUGCCGAUUGGACAAACGGAAUUAUGGGAAAAAGAAAGAGAUACAUGCGUUUAUAUGGAAAAGUGGAACGAAUGAUUGAAGCUCUCCACUAUUUCACUACAAAUGAAUGGAUCUUUCGAUCAACUGCCUUGCCGAAACUCUACGACGAGCUUACUACUGAAGAUAAGCAUACAUUUAACUUUGACAUUCGUCAAGUCGACUGGCAUUCGUAUAUGUUUGACUAUUUUAUGGGAACCAGGCGUCAUGUGCUCAAAGAAGAGCUUGAAACGAUUCCAGAGGGGUUAAAACUAGCUCAAAAACUUCGAUACAAAAGGUUCCUCCUUCAAGCCGUUCUUUGUUUCGUUGGAUUGCGACUCUUUGGAUGGAAUAAAACGACUAAGAGACAACGAUGGACUUCUUGGGCGUUGGCUGUAUUGACCGCCCAUUGGUACACAAACCGACACUCAGGACCACCGGUGAAGAUGAAAACUUUGGAAGAAUACAAAAAAAAUGCUAUGCAGACUUUCUAUUGU
Messenger RNA from Mesorhabditis belari, 1608 nucleotides. NCBI's taxonomy places the organism in Eukaryota, Metazoa, Nematoda, Chromadorea, Rhabditida, Rhabditidae. The record is from the annotation of a GenBank genome assembly.